AUGCGAACCUUCUGGCAGCCGGUUGAUGUUAUGGCUCUGAUGCAAAAGGCCCUGGAUUCUGGACUUCCUGAUCCAACAAAUGCAAUGCACGAUAUCUGGUUGGAGUUCAUUGUGGAUCAAAAUAUGCUCUGGGAAUUCAAUGGAAGCUCGACGAUAACUAUUCGAUAUGUGGCCUCGGUGGUGAAUCUGGUCAACUUGCAUUUCCGAGAUCUGCCAGUUCGAAUCCACCUGCUUCGAACACAAAUUUGGAACCUCGGCAAUCGAGCGCCAAUCGAGAGUAGUAUCAAAGCCACUCUGAACAGUAUUCAACGCUAUCGUGCCGAUCAAGCCUCUAGUGUACACUUAAAUAUGAAUAGAAGAUACCGACGAGAUUUGGAUUCCGAUUUGGAAGACAAUGAGUUUCAAGAACCGCCUCAAGCCGUCUACAAGCAGCCUGGAUCAAGAAAAGCUGACAUCACCAUGCUCCUGACGGACGCUGAAAAGAUGGAAUUUGUUGAAGGGGUGGAUCACUUAGCUGUUCCCGGAUCAAUUUGUACGCCCAGAGCUACUGCUGUGGUUAGGGUAAGUUCUAAUUAA
This is a messenger RNA of Rodentolepis nana, 576 nucleotides long. NCBI's taxonomy places the organism in Eukaryota, Metazoa, Platyhelminthes, Cestoda, Cyclophyllidea, Hymenolepididae. The record is from the annotation of a GenBank genome assembly.